Molecule: messenger RNA, 1664 nt
Organism: Aspergillus versicolor CBS 583.65
Lineage: Eukaryota; Fungi; Ascomycota; Eurotiomycetes; Eurotiales; Aspergillaceae
Exons: 1
Coding region: 336-1316 (326 amino acids)
Cellular component (GO): fungal-type vacuole
Source: RefSeq, a predicted model, not a curated record
UUGCCAUUUUAUUUCACUGCGCGGAGCACGAUAGCACUUCAAGAACCCAGCCGCCUUUUGUUGACCUGCCACCGGGUGGAGAAUAAUCGAGAUCCGAUCCACGCCCUUACUUGCUGACCGCCCCCCAUAUUUAUUAUCUGUUUAUCAAUAUUUUGCGGAGUCGAGUGUCGAACCUCGUGCCUCAAGGAGCGUUCUAUACCAUUUUCACAUUCAUACCGAACCGAGACAUUUCGCAGUGUGGUGGAACUCAUGUGCUAAACGGGGUCCUUCGUGCUUGAGACAGAGAAUCUCACCAACAUUGAUCGCCGACUCGCAUAAACAUCCCUAUACUGACAAUGCUUCUUCACACCGGCCGAUCAACGAAGGGUCGGCCACGAUUGCUGCUCUUCUUAUUUCUUGCCAUUGUUUUGAUUGCACAAUUAGCCGCUGCCCAAGAUAAUUCAGAUCCAUCGAACGAUGACGAUGGAAAUAACAAUAACAGCGACAACAGCAACGAGAAUGACAACAGCGAGACAUCGUCAAGCGAGACAUCAUCAAGCACAUCAAGCACGUCAACAGAUAGCUUUCCUGUCAUGACCGUCCCUCCAACAGAAGAUGCGCCGUACAUGCAAAAGUCCUCGGCACCAGAAGGGACUGUCUUCAUCGCCGUCGGAGCCGUCCUAGGCGCAAUGGGUCUCUCUGUCCUGGCAUGGCGGGGCAUCGUGGCGUGGUCUGUGAACCGCUCUGUCCGCCGAGCAGCCAUAAUGCACUCAUCCGAGAGCAAAGGUCUGCUUCGCGGCAAGAAGAAGCGCUCGAAACGAUCCCACACUCGCAGCCACAGUCACAGCCACCACAACGCCGUCUCCCUCGAGAAAAUGGGUGGGAACCGUCAGAGCUCCUACAGGGACUCGGUGCGGAACUCCAAGAUUCCAACCUCCGGCAGUGGACUUUUCUUCUCCCCGACGGCAGGAAUGCAGAACAGCGCAAACCGCGGCUCAAGUUACCUCCCAGCUGGUUACUAUUCUGCGGGCAAUACCGCUGCUGGCCUUGCCCAGAAUGCGGGCUUCUCCUCCGAUAGUCUCCCGCCACAAAUUCGUGGAUAUACUCGUACGGGUUCCGGCCCUACCCCGCCAGCUACCCCAGGGGCUCAGCCAGGAAUGCACGACCCACCCAAUUACAGCAAUAGCAAUAUGCGACAAUCCUACGCCGCCGCGGGGUCAACAAGCAGUGUGAACCUCUCUUCCCCGCCACCACCGGGGAGAACACCUAGUGCAUAUCUAGAAGACCUCUUCGAGUCUCAUCAUAACCCUCCCCGUCCUUCUGGGAGACAUAAUUAGCUAUAUUAAACCACAUCUCUUUGUGUGUACGUGGAACGAAAGCCCAUUGUUGAUCCUGCUUUCCCCGCGUUGUGUACCUUGUUUGUCUGGGUUGUUUGGAUGGAGUUCAGUGAGCCUGUUUUUGUAUUUAUUCUGACUUCAUAUCGGCUGUGCUGUCCUAUAUGUCAUCUACUACUAAGUAGCUAGGUACUUACAUGCUUCUCGAAUUGAUCUGAUCUAAUUAAAACUUUUUUAACACCUUGUUUGCCUCGCUAUGUACAAUUGGUUGUCCUUCAGCCAAUUUUAUACAUCAUCAUACCACGUUAAGUACUAGAUGCUACUACAGUUUGAAUUACAAUACAGCCAAUA